CUGCUUUGCAACAUUUCAGUGCAAACAAGUUCUGCAGGUCAGCUCCUCCCACAGAGGAGGUGUAGUCUAGUAUGUAUGUGGCUCCACAUGCCUUUCACACGGCCGGCUGCCACUGGGUUUAAUGUGCAUCUAUGUUCUACGGCCUUCUCUUUCCCUACGUGACACACAAGCUCCUGCUGUGCUGCUGAUUGAAGUUGAACUGGAGGAUAAACCCUGUUUAUGUUCAGGAUUAAAGAGUGAGUGUGUUGUGGGGGCUUGUGUCAGAGAGGACCUCUGUGCUCAUGGAUUGCUUUGACGGAUUGCCUGGGGAAUUCAGGAACUUCAGGAAGGAUGACUUCGAGGCGAACUGGAUUAAGGUGGCAGAAUGUAGAUUUGGUCAAGUCUACCAGGUCAAGCUCAAACUCUGGCGGGAAAAAUGUGCCCUGAAAAGCUUUGACACCUCCUUGUGCGCAAACAACUCUUACAGGAGAAUAAUAGAUGAGGCAUCCAACAUAGCCAAAGUGAAAUUCAAGUACAUUACGUCCAUCUAUGGACUGUGCAGUGAAGCCAAUGCUGUCGUGAUGGAGUACAUGAGUAAUGGAUCGCUGAACAAUCUCCUGGCCAGUCACACUUUGAUGUGGCCUAAGAAGUUCCAAAUGAUUCACGAGGCCUCCAUGGGCAUGAAUUUCCUCCACAGUAUGAAACCUCCACUACUCCAUCUUAACCUCAAGACGUCCAACAUCCUACUAGACGAUCAUCUCCACAUCAAGAUUUCAGAUUUUGGUUUAAUCCACUGGGAAGAGGGCAUGAGCAAGACAUUGUUCAUGGAGCAUCUGACAGCAAGAGGGAACAUAAGUUACGUUCCACCAGAGACUUUCACUCAGUGCCCCAAUCCUCCAGGAACUGCCUUUGAUGUUUACAGUUUUGGAAUUGUGAUGUGGGAGAUCCUGACACAGCAGAAACCAUAUGCAGGGUGGAGUGUGACCACAGUGCUUUUACAGGUGUCACAUGGUAAGAGACCCUGUGUGGAGAUGAUACCUGACCAGAAGCCCCAUGAGUGUGAUCAGAUAAUCAUGAUCAUGCAGCAGUGCUGGGAGCAGGAUCAGAGGAAGAGGCCACCGUUCUCAGACACUGUGAUGAAAACAGAGACUCUGAGUGAAGUCAUGCAAGGCCCAGGACCAAGGCACAAAAAUGGUGACAAAGGACAGACAUCAGAUUAUUCUUGGCUGGUUCCCCCGAUACAUGAUCUUGCUUUGCCUGAGAUGCCUGACCUUCCCUCAGAUGACCAACAUGCCUCAAACAGCAUUCUCUCCAUGCUGUCCAAAAAAGACUUUGGUAAUUUCAGACAGUCUGUGAAAAAAGAGCACAUACACACACAGCUUCCAGGGAAAAAGAGUCUCCUUCACUACACCGUAGCCAGCGGGGAUGCAGAGAGUGUCAAGCAGGUCCUGAGUCUGGGUGCUGAAGUCAACUGUACGACUGCCAGAGGUUACACUCCUCUUAUUAUUGCUGUUCUGCAAAGGCUUCACGACAUCAUCUCUCUGUUGCUGGAACAUGGUGCAGCUGCCACCCUGGGAGAUGAGGACCAGUGGACAGCGCUACAUUUUGCUGCUCAGAAUGGCGAUGACAGAACUGUACGUCUCCUUUUGGACAAAGGAGCUGUGGCUGAUGCCCGGGAAAAAGCUGGUUGGAUGCCGCUCCACCUGGCCUGCCAGAAUGGCCACGAAACAGUGGUGCGCCUGCUGCUUUCACGGCUGUCAGAGGAAGCAGUCGAAGAACAGGAGGAGGCACAGGGGAGGACGCCACUCCACCUAGCCUCCGCCUACGGGCAUCUGAAUAUUGCCAAGCUCCUCCUCUCUCAGGGAGCGGAUCCCAAUGCUACCGACCACUCUCUUUCCACUGCUCUUCACUUAGCAGCUGACGAAGGCCACAACAGAGUAGUGAGACAGUUGGUGAAGAGUGGGGUGAGCACUGACAGUGCAGACAGCAGAGGAUACACUCCACUUCACCUGGCUGCUCUGAAGGGUCAUACAGGCAUAUGCAGGCAGUUGUUGUCAAAUGGGGCCAACCCAGACUCCAGGACCCUCCAAGGCUGGACUCCCAUACACCUGGCUGCCCUGAGGGGUCACGACGCCACGGUUGUCCAGCUGGAGAGUCAGGGUGGUUGUGUGAAUGCUACAGGGGAGAAUGGAUGGACCCCGCUCCACCUCGCCUGCCACCAGAGUGAGCCGGAGGUAGUGGCAAAGCUCUUGGCAGCCAAAGCCGACCCAAACGUGACAGAGGACAGUGAAGGAUGGACACCAUUACAUUUAGCCUGUACCAGUGUCAGUUUCCCAAGUGUCCUCCACUUAAUUUCACAUCAUGCAGAUGUCAAUGCAGUGAACUCGGGGAAGGCGACACCUUUACACCUGGCUGCCCACCAUGGCUGUGUGCCAAUUGUAAAGGCUCUAAUGCUGAAUGGAGCAGACAGGACACUGCUGGACUCUUCUGGAUCUACAGCACUGAAUAUCGCCCAGAGGUGUGAAAAAUGGGAAAUAGUACAACUACUGGAAAAGGGAUGUUAAACGUGACUCUAGUUGUCCAAUUUUGCCAGUAAUUAUUUUUCUGUGCCAUAUGAAGUCUUGCCAUUGAUGCCAAAUCAGGAAUUUCUAUUGAAAUCAAUAUAUAAUAGUGUGUAAAACCCUACAAGGUGAGCCAGCACAUGGGGUCAGAAUCAGGUGAGGUAGACUAUAAUGACAAAACACUGAUUCUCCUGUGUGCUUUCCUGGUGAAUGGGAAUAAUGCUGCAGCCACAUAUGGAUGCAAAUGAGAAUAUGAAAGAGCUGCCGUUAUAAUGACUUAUAGAGAGAUUCAUUUGAUUAAACCUGUCAAACCUUAUGAAGACCAUUAUGUAAUGGACUUUUCCAAACUAUAAUGCAUAUAUGUUUUACAACAAGGCAAGAUAACUUAUGAUUAUCAAUCAUCCCCUGCAGACUGAGGGAAGCACUGCCCAGCUUAUGCCACACUUUAGCACAGUGACACCUUAUUAAAUAGAAAUGAAAUGCAUGGAUUCAGGGGCUGUAUUGACCUACAUGUUCACAGGGUUUUCCCUGAAACCACAAGAGACUGAUUCUGAUGGAGGGGUGGAAGCUGAGAUGAAUCAAAUGACUAUAAAUGAACAGAGCAGAAUUAAAUUUGACUUUUUUUGUUGCCAAACAAAUGUAUGAUUUUUAAAUGGUUAUUUUAUUAUUUAAUUCCAAAAUGUCUAUUUUUUUUUCUCCCUCAAGUGUUUGACCCUGAGUAUAUUUGGUGUGGUCUGUUAGCUGGAUUUAUCUCGCAGUGUUUUUGAAUGUCAAUGCUGAACCACCCAUCCAUCCUCUUCUAAUCACUGGGGAUUAGAAGAGGAUUGCCAUGUGUGUUGGAGUUUAAGAUUCACUAAAAUUACAUUUGUUUGUGGUUGUGUAAAGCCAAUCUAAUGACAAAUAAUGCUUGAAAGUGCACACCCAUGGACUUACACCAAUUUGCAACCUUAACUAAAACCUAACUGACCUAAGAUGAGUGUGGCUACUUCACAAUAAAAUCCAUUAAAAGCCAUGAAACGUAGCCAUGGUAAGUUUAACAAAAUGAUAACAUUGCUUAUUCUCUCUGGUGCUGGCUGUGUUUUUACCCCCUGAUACUUUAGUGACACUGUUUUAUUAUUUAUUUCUGAAUCAUUUUUAGACAGCUAUCAGGAACCUGCACUCACUUGGGGUGCCUUAGAUUUAGAUAAGCUAAACCUUGAUUUAUAAUGUCAUAUGGUUUUUAAUCAGGAGCCUGACAGAGUAAAGUAUGUGCUGACUCUCACUGUAAUUUGACCACUAGAGUUUGAAAAGCAGCUAUCACAUUAUGAAAAGAGGCUCUCUGGAAAGCACCGUGUGCUUCAGGUUGGGUAGGAUGAUUUAUAGUUGAAAGUAUCCUUUUUACUGCAGCAACUCUCAUUUGAAAUUUAUGAGGUUUUUCAUGUCUUAAAAAUUGGAAGCAAAACACAUUUGUGUGAUUGUAUCUACAGUAAACAGUCUGAUGACAAUUUAACAGAUGGGAAUGGCAAAAGGACCACAUUUAUAUAGUGCGUUUCUAGCCUUAACGUCUAAUCAAGGAGCUUUACACUACGAGUCACAUUCACACUCAUAUUCAUACAGCAUUUCUGUGUACACAGUGCCUUUCUAACACACACACACACACACACACACACACACACACACACACACACACACACACCGAUGCUACAUCAGGGGCAAUCUGGAGUUCAGUAUCUUACCCAAGGACACUUCGACACCUGGUCUGGGGAUCGAACCACCAACCUUUUGAUUAGCAGACAGCCGUUCCUCAUGUGUAGAAUCCACAGCUGUGUAACAGCGUUUUUGUCCUUCUAACAUCCAAAUCAAACUAGUCUUUGUGUGUUUAACUACAUGGCUGUUCUGAUGCCAGUGCCUGAAAAAUUAAACCUACUUUCCCAACAACAUCUAAUCAGGCCUACCUAAAUCAAUGGUGCUGCCCCAACCUUUUUACACAUAUGGUGACACAUCAGCCAGUAAUUGGGUUUGCGGGCACCUAAACUAAUUUUAUUUUCUAACAGGAAGACAAGCAGGAACAAGAUAAUGUCAUGUACGUCGCUGGUACAACAAACACUAAAGAACUAAGGAAAGAAAGAAGUGCAAUGUGGUGUUUUCUUUUGUUUGUGGCUAACCAAUUCCCUGCUACGUUCUUUAAUAACACUCUUUAAUAACUGCAUUUAUUUAGCAUUUCUAUUAUUCAUAUGAAAUAGAACAAAAGCUUAAUGAAACACUUUAAAAUGCUAAUACACCUUUGUGCUCUUGCUUAUGUUUUUUGCAAUGCAAUAAUACCAGCUUGUACAUUUAUUUUAAA
Messenger RNA from Lates calcarifer (barramundi perch), 4863 nucleotides. It is a transcript of the gene ankk1, whose product is annotated as ankyrin repeat and kinase domain containing 1. The record is from RefSeq and is a predicted model, not a curated record. Gene Ontology annotation, molecular function: protein binding; protein kinase activity; ATP binding. Lineage: Eukaryota; Metazoa; Chordata; Actinopteri; Centropomidae. Gene Ontology annotation, biological process: protein phosphorylation.